This is a messenger RNA of Urocitellus parryii (Arctic ground squirrel), 3155 nucleotides long. The record is from RefSeq and is a predicted model, not a curated record. NCBI's taxonomy places the organism in Eukaryota, Metazoa, Chordata, Mammalia, Rodentia, Sciuridae.
AAGUAGCACGGAUUGCUCAUCCGAUCCGUGCAGCCGCAGAGAGUGUGUCAAGUUACAGAGGAGCCGGAAUCUGUCCCAGCGCUCCUCGGCAGCGGCCACGACCCACCUCUGCCCAUGGGGCCCUCCUUGUGCGCCCCUGCACCCGGGGACUGAAACUGGCUCUCCCUGGAGAGGCAAGACAUCCAGAAGGACCGACAGCGCGGCACCAGCUGGAGGACUCUGCAGACUCUUGAAGGGAAAGACAGGCGGGGGGCCGGCCAGAUUGCCCUCACUUUCCUGGACUUGGAGCGUUCUUCCAAAUAACUUUUUUUCCUCACUUUGGUGUACCCCGAUUACCGCUGGUUGUGAUUUUCGGCUUUCCGCCUCCUACUGCUAAUUUUUCCGUCUUCUUUGCCGGAAGCAAAGGAAAGGGACGUUUUCCAGCAACACAAGCCCUUUCCCCCUGCCCCACAGUUUGGAUCGCGCCUUUCGGCAGCGGCUCUUACUUUUAUUUAUUCUAUUUAUUUAUUUAUUGGUUCUCAAGACGCGAAGGGAUGGUAGCGGAGCGAGCCCGCAAAGCGGCCACCGCGGCUGCCCGCGGCCCGGGAGAGCUGGGCGCGCCCGGGACAGUGGUGCUGGCGGCGGCGCGAGCUGAGCGCUGCGCGCGGCUGCCCAGCCCAGGGUCGUGCGGGUUGCUGGCGCUGACCCUCUGCUCGCUGGCCCUCAGCCUGCUCGCCCACUUUCGGACCGCGGAGCUGCAGGCCCGGGUGCUGCGCUUGGAAGCAGAGCGCGGGGAGCAGCAAAUGGAGACGGCUAUUUUGGGACGAGUCAACCAACUGCUGGACGAGAAAUGGAAGCUCCACUCACGGAGGCGCCGGGAGGCCCCGAAGAUGUCCCCAGCAUGUAACUGCCCRCCAGGACCUCCUGGCCCCACCGGAAGACCCGGGCUCCCAGGGGACAAAGGUGCCAUUGGGAUGCCUGGACGUGUGGGUGCCCCUGGAGACUCCGGGAUGUCCAUCAUCGGUCCCCGCGGCCCCCCCGGCCAGCCAGGCACGCGAGGCUUUCCUGGAUUCCCGGGUCCCAUUGGGCUGGACGGCAAGCCGGGCCAUCCCGGACCAAAAGGGGACACGGGCCUGGCGGGUCCCCGAGGACAGCCGGGACCCCCAGGGCAGAAAGGAGAAAAGGGUCAGUGUGGCGAGUACCCACACCGGGAGAACCCGAGCAGCACCCCAGCGGCUCUGCGCUCCAACCAGAUAAUUACCCUGAAGCUGCUGCCUCUCCUCAAUUCCGUGCGCCUGGCUCCACCCCCCGUCAUAAAAAGGCGGACCUUCCAGGGCGAACAGGGCCAGGCUGGCAUCCAAGGCCCACCUGGGCCACCAGGCCCCCCUGGACCAAGUGGACCUCUGGGGCACCCAGGACUGCCAGGRCCCAUGGGGCCACCUGGCUUACCUGGGCCUCCUGGACCGAAGGGAGACCCGGGGAUCCAGGGCUACCACGGCCGGAAGGGAGAACGGGGUAUGCCAGGGAUGCCGGGCAAGCACGGAGCCAAGGGGGCUCCUGGGAUCGCCGUGGCAGGAAUGAAGGGUGAGCCAGGGACCCCAGGAGCCAAGGGCGAGAAGGGGGCAGCCGGCUCCUCUGGGCUCCCCGGUCUUCUGGGACAGAAGGGAGAGAAAGGUGACGCUGGCAACUCCAUUGGAGGAGGCAGGGGCGAGCCCGGCCCCCCAGGGCUCCCUGGGCCCCCAGGGCCAAAGGGAGAAGCGGGUAUGGAUGGCCAGGCCGGCCCCCCCGGACGACAAGGAGACAAGGGGCAGCCCGGAGCCGCUGGAGAACAGGGACCAGCUGGCCCCAAGGGCUCCAAGGGCGAACCAGGGAAGGGAGAGAUGGUGGACUACAACGGAAACCUCAACGAGGCUCUCCAGGAGAUCCGAACACUGGCCUUGAUGGGGCCUCCUGGUCUACCUGGGCAAAUAGGCCCCCCCGGAGCUCCAGGGACCCCAGGCCAGAAGGGGGAGAUUGGACUGCCAGGCCCUCCAGGACACGAUGGAGAAAAGGGACCUCGAGGCAAACCAGGAGACAUGGGCCCCCCUGGCCCCCAAGGACCCCCAGGAAAGGAUGGGUCUCCAGGAAUGAAGGGAGAAACCGGAUCCCCAGGGAGCCCAGGAGAGAAGGGGGAGAAAGGGGAGACGGGCCCGGCAGGCUCUCCGGGAGAGAAAGGAGAAGCUGGAGAGAAGGGUGACCCAGGAGCAGAGGUUCCUGGGCCACCAGGGCCAGAGGGACCUCCUGGACCUCCGGGACUCCAAGGUGUUCCUGGACCAAAGGGAGAGGCAGGACUAGAUGGAGCCAAAGGAGAGAAGGGGGCCCAGGGAGAAAAAGGAGACCGAGGGCCUCUGGGCCUACCCGGAGCUUCAGGUUUGGACGGCAGGCCUGGGCCACCGGGUACCCCAGGACCAAUUGGAGUUCCAGGCCCAGCUGGACCAAAGGGCGAGAGGGGCAGCAAAGGAGACCCAGGGAUGACAGGACCAACGGGAGCAGCUGGGCUUCCUGGUUUACAUGGACCACCCGGGGACAAAGGGAACCGGGGGGAAAGGGGAAAGAAAGGAUCUAGGGGGCCUAAAGGGGAUAAGGGAGACCAAGGAGCACCUGGAUUAGAUGCCCCCUGUCCACUGGGUGAAGAYGGCUUACCAGUCCAGGGCUGCUGGAACAAGUGAUGCCUCUAACCUUGGAUUGGCCUGUGUGUGUUUUGUACAUAGAAUAUUUAUUUUUAUACAGUUUUCACUUUUUGAAAAUGCCAGAAGUAUGAUGCAUCUUACAGAUUAUUAAAAAAAAAAGAAAGAGAGAGCGAGAAACCUGCAUAUUUUGUACAGAAAAUAACCCCUUCCCUUUUGUUUACAAAAUGUUUUGUAUAAGUCUGCGUCUCUAAUACACUUUCUGUUUGUGAGUACGGUCCUAAUGUUUGCAUGAUAUUUGUGCACACUUAUUAAGUUUCGAAGCUUAAUAAAUGAUCGUGUUUCAGUGCCAAAGAGGGACAGCCAGCACUGAGGUGCUGCUAGCUCAUGUGUGAAUUCACAUAUACGUGGAGGUCCGUGAUGUUUGCCAGACUAGGUGUAUCUGAGAAUAUUGUAAACUCUGUGGAUUUUCAUUAUUAAAAAGAAGAAAAAAGGAAACAUGGCAAUUCA